This is a messenger RNA of Ilyonectria robusta, 1360 nucleotides long. RefSeq lists its product as uncharacterized. Gene Ontology annotation, molecular function: DNA-binding transcription activator activity, RNA polymerase II-specific; zinc ion binding. The record is from RefSeq and is a predicted model, not a curated record. Bases 45 to 1346 code for a protein of 433 amino acids. The transcript is spliced from 3 exons. Lineage: Eukaryota; Fungi; Ascomycota; Sordariomycetes; Hypocreales; Nectriaceae. Gene Ontology annotation, biological process: regulation of transcription by RNA polymerase II.
CGAACACGUCACAUACACCCUCGUCAUUCUCACAACCACCCGAGAUGAAGCGCCUCGGGUACACCAAGUCACGCAACGGCUGUUCGCGAUGCAAGCAGAGACGGGUAAAAUGCGAUGAACACGCGCCAUGCCAGGCAUGUUCAAGACAUGGCGUGCGGUGUAGUCUUCAGUCAACCGGCUCGAAGCCCCGCCCAGAUUCAACAUCCUCGCAGUUGCCUGAGAAAGUUAGAAAGCCACUUGUUAUAAGAAAAAAGCGGCAGACAGCGUCACGCCCUGUGCCCUCCCUUAUUUCCACCCGUGCCGGAUCGUUUCUUGAGCAAACCCUGAAACAAGAAUCCGCAGCGACGGCGCCGCCCCCGUUUACUUACUUCUCAAAGUUCUUAUGUGAGAUGAACACGGGUGCCCGCACUGGCUUGAUCUUAGACCUCGAGCUUAUGCAUCACUACACUGGUGUUGCACACUGCACAAUCUACUCGUCUUGCCCCCACGUGUACAAAGUCCUUCAGCAAGAUGUCACAAAAGAGGCUUUCUCCUUCCCGUUUCUUCUUCAACAAUUGCUUGCGUUCUCAGGCUUUCACAUGGCGUUCCUGCACCCGGAUCGCCGCCAUCAGUAUCUGUUUCAGGCCUCACAGCACCAGAGUUUGGCAAUUGCCGGCAUGAGCUCCAUCCUCACGGCAGACUUGAUUCCAAGCAACUGUCAUGCUCUGUAUGCAAGCUCGGUGUUUGUCAUCAUCAGCGCGUUCGGCGCGUACCCAAGCUGUGACAGAUAUAACAGCUCCUUCCAGCCAAUCGAUAGUUUAGUCGAUAUUUUCAUCCUGAUCCGAGGCAUGAGUAUGAUUCUCGAUUCUUCGGGUCCCCAUCUUAGGAAUGGGCCUUUGAAAGGGCUCUUUGGUUCGUGCUUGGGUCCCCAGGUGGACUUGACGAAACACCUCCAACCAAUAGCCGACCAACUGCAUCAAGUCAAGUUACACCUAGCAGAGCAAAACUCCAGUCUGGAUGACAAUGAAAGAGACGCCUUGCUAGACGCGGUCACUUCACUCACUGAUCUCAUCGCCGAGGUUACCAGUAGCCACAAGAUGGCCGCAACGCCUGAGUUGAGGGCCGUUUUUGCUUGGCCCAUGAGAAUCUCGACCACGUACCUCGACUUAAUGCGGCGUUGUCAUCCCUUAGCCCUUGUGGUUCUUUCAUAUUACUGUGCCCUAUUGCACUCAAGGGAAGGCAACUAUUGGUUCUUCGAAGGAUGGGCUAAUGCAUUAAUUAAUCUUAUCAAGGAGCAACUUGUCGAUUCACCCUGGGCGGAACGCAUUCAAUGGGCAGUUGAAACUAUUCAAAAGUCAGAGGUUUAGAAAUAGUGCAAAAG